Parascedosporium putredinis is the source of this 1416-nucleotide messenger RNA. Lineage: Eukaryota; Fungi; Ascomycota; Sordariomycetes; Microascales; Microascaceae. The record is from the annotation of a GenBank genome assembly.
AUGUCUGGAAGAUUCACUGAGUUACGGCUACUGGCGCGUGAGCGACUUUGCGUACCGUCGGAGCGGAGGCGUCUCGGGGAACCGCUGGUUGAGUCCGCCUACUUUCAGGUGAUAGACGGGGUCAUUGGCGAAUCGGCCAUCGAGUGCGAGGCGUCGAAGGAUUGGACAGCGACUGACCCGGAGUCUUCCGCGUUUUGCGAAAGCUCGAAUCCUGCCACGACUUUCAAGUUUUAUCUCGGAGACGAGGGUUACGGAACUCUAAACAUCAAUCAGAUCUGGAGCUGUCCCAGUGACGAGGAGGGAACUCAGAUCAUCUUCAAAGCAUAUGCAAACCUCAACGUCACCACCGACCCAUUGCCGACUUCAUCACAAGACCCGCUCGUCAUCGAAGAGGCCGGGCCGAUAACUAUCCCCUUUACGCUCAUUGCCCCCGUGGAAAUCACUCCAAGCGAAGAAGCAGUAAAGUUCACCGUUGCCGAACUCACAUGGCUUUGGUUCAACGAGUCCCGCGAAUCUCCGCCGAUCCCCAUCGGGGCCGUCCUCGCCAACAUCACAAAUGAGGUGACGGGCGAAACGAGCUCGUGCAUGCACACGGGCGGGCUUGACCUUAUUCCACCAGAGGAAGGCGGAGACUGCGAGACCUCGGAAGGCUCGGGCUUUACCUUGUGUUCCGGGACUGUAGCAGCGGACGAAUACGGCCCGAGCUAUCUCAACCAGGUAGCCAUUCGAUUCGAUCCAUGUUCAAAGACAAUCCAGAUUGUCGAGAGCUGGUAUUGUGAUGCGGAUGAUGGAGACGACAACGGUUUCAAGUACGCUGCUUUCGGAGACCUAACACCCAUCUCGUGGGAUUGCCAACUCCUCGGCGACGUCGAGUCGCUUCCCGAUGCAUCUCCCGGCCUUCCCGCCAUCGGCACCGUCGUCCGCAACGCGACGGUUUGCAAUGCCGUCUUGAGUCCGGACAAUAACGUGGCAGAGGGUGCCGUCGUUGUCGAGCAUAGCCUCUUUGCAGAUGCAUUCCUUUACCAAGCCCCAAGAGCGAGAGGCUGCCUCGUGGAUUCCAUGAAACCGGAGACCUGGUACUGGAACCUCUUUCCAAACGCUUUCUUGGCUGACGUCGAGCCAGACGGCACCGUCGCUUCCAUGAGGUCGAGGCUGGAGCUUGGUAUCGCGGCGCCGUAUGGCUCGCCUGCCUUUAUUGCUUUACGCCUGCCCAUUCUCUGUUUGGCGACUGCAGUUUUCCCCAUCUACCAGGAGGGAGAUUCCUCACCUCCAAAGGAGUGUUCGACCCAGACACGAACGUGUUCUCCCUCGAGCAGUCUUGGGAAUGCUACGAUAGAAGCCCAAACCAUCCAGUCGUCUUUACAGCCAAGGGCGCCAUCGCAGUCCCCGAGCCUAACCAAGAUCCCGUUCGAAUAA